AGAGACACCAGAGAGAGGAAUGCUAAACAAAUGCACUUGGCAGCAAACAAACACCGUCAAGAAGACGUGAAGAAGGCGAAGCAACGUUCAGUCGCUCCGUUCACUUAGAACCUGUGGUGUUAUAAAGUGUUAUCAUGAGCUGUAAUCUUGUGAAGUCUCUUGCUCGGGUUUAUGACCCCAAACCUCUCCAUGCUCAAAAACGGGCCACCGGUGGAAGGGCUGGGACCAAACGAUCCUCACUUUUUACACCAAACAAACAUCUGUCAUCUUCAUCUUCCUCAGUUUCUGCUUCUUCUCAGCAUUUCUCAAAGUCUUCCUCUGCUCUCAUAGAUAUUAAAGGACAGGUCAAUGGUUUGAAUGGUAAGAUGGACAAACUACUCAAGCUGCAGGAAACAGCUUUAAAACGUCUGGAUGACAUCAGUCGGGAACAAAACACAUCGGUUGAUGGCCGGAGCGUGGAACGGACGUUGCGCGACAUGCACGUUGCCAUAGAAACAAUUAGAGAGAAGGCGGAGCAACAGGAAAAAAGGAUUGAUACUUUGGAGCGAUUGGUCGGCGGACUACAACAGGUUGUCGAUUUCAUUGUUGAUGCGGUGAAGCAUUCGAGACUGGCUGAUCUUUUGAAAAACACUCAAAAUCGUAAAAAGUCCAGCAGUAGGCUUAGAGAUAAGGAUGGGAAGGAGAAAUCCAAAGUGUACCUCAAGGGGUCGAAAUCCCAGAAGAAAAAAAAACUACAGGACGCAACAGUCCAUGCUGGUUUGGAAGUUAAGAAGCUUAAUGAACAAAACGCUCAUUUUUCAAAAUGCACAUCAGACGUAGGGGCCGGCACAACCGAGUCUCUGGUUCUUAUUAAAGAAGUGCAUGAAUCUGAGCGAUGUAUAGAAAUAAAGGAUGAUGAUCAGUCACUAGUGGUGGAGGAAGAGACAUCCAAAGAAGAAAUUGUAGCUGAAUUGUCACCAGUAGAAGAGGAUGAACAGCAGGAGAAGACAGAAGAUCUAUCAGAGAUCCAGCAAACUUCACAAAAUUUAUUCGACCAGACAGAUGAAAAAAUCCUAGUAACACAAGACAGCUGUGUUGAGCAUCAGGAAAUUACGUUAAGCUCGUUGACGCAUGUCACUGAUGAGAAUCUGGAGACAGAUGACCUAAAAAGUCAAGUAGAGGAGGCGUCAGAGGAGUUACAGAUCCUGGAGGCGUUAGAUGCAGGAUGUGAAGAUGCAGAGGAAGGACCGGAGAGAACAGAGGAGGCCACAUUAGAGGAGAUACAAGACGGAGAGCCUGUAACUGAAGAAUUUGUCAUUGAUACCACCCCUCCUCCACCCGCUCCAUUUGAGCAUCGUUUGGUCACGGCCAAAACCCACCAGAUUGCCAGCUACUACAAUAUCAAUAAAGAGGAAGUUCUUGGAGGUGGACGCUUCGGUGUGGUACACAAAUGUGUUGAGAAAUCUUCUGGCCUCAUAUUAGCAGCUAAGAUCAUCAAAGCCAGAAGUCAAAAAGAGAAGGAGGUGGUAAAGAGUGAAAUUGAGGUAAUGAACCAACUGAACCAUGACAAUCUGAUUCAGCUCUACGCUGCCUUCGAAUCUCGCCAUGAAAUUGUUCUAGUAAUGGAAUAUGUUGAUGGCGGUGAGCUGUUUGACCGGAUCAUAGAUGAAAACUAUAAACUGACAGAGCUGGACACAGUCCUCUUCAUCAGACAGAUCACUGAAGGCCUCCAGUAUAUGCAUAACAUGUAUAUAUUGCACCUUGACUUGAAGCCAGAAAACAUUCUUUGUAUCAGUCGAGAAACAAACAAGGUCAAGAUAAUCGAUUUUGGACUUGCUAGAAGAUAUAAACCAAGGGAAAAGCUGAAGGUGAAUUUUGGAACACCUGAGUUUUUGGCUCCUGAAGUAAUCAACUAUGAAUUUGUUUCAUUCCCAACUGAUACGUGGAGUUUAGGUGUCAUAACUUACAUGCUGCUUAGUGGACUGUCACCGUUCCUGGGCGAGGAUGAUAAUGAAACCUUGAAUAACAUUCUGGCCUGUCAGUGGAGUUUCGAAGAUGCAGAGUUUGAGGAUAUCUCGGAGGAGGCCAAAGAUUUCAUCACACGCCUCCUUGUAAAAAGCAAGAGCUGGAGAAUGAGUGCAUCCCAGUCACUGAAGCACCCAUGGCUUUCAGACCGAGAACUUCACUACCGUCUGCAUCAAAAGAAAAAUAUGUGUCACUCUUCACAUGGCCCUCCUCCAGAGGUCUUAUAGACACAGAAGUGAUCAAAGGCUCUGGUGAUGCCGUGGCAAAAAAACUGGACCAAUAAUGUACCUAAACAGCUAUCUGUUACAUAUUGUGCUGUGUAAUUACUAUUUCUAAAUACCUCAACGUAACAGCUCAGAAGCGCUACAAGCAAAGUAAUGCCCAAUGUUGCACACCAUUUUGUAAAAUUGUACUCCGUAGUAACAUUUAUGGCUAGAUGAAAACCUGCCCCUGCUUUAGACCUGGUUUGAGUGAAAUGUGUGGCUAUUGGAAUCAUCUGGGCUCUUUUUACUAAAGGUUUAUAGUUAAUGCUAUAGUAAUGAGGUCUUGGAUUUUGUUAAGCCAGGUCUAGAAAAAGUAGGCUAAUGGCUUAAAGAGCCCUAAGGAAA
Messenger RNA from Paramisgurnus dabryanus, 2612 nucleotides. It is a transcript of the gene mylk4b, whose product is annotated as myosin light chain kinase family, member 4b. Lineage: Eukaryota; Metazoa; Chordata; Actinopteri; Cypriniformes; Cobitidae. Gene Ontology annotation, molecular function: protein serine/threonine kinase activity; ATP binding. Gene Ontology annotation, biological process: positive regulation of apoptotic process; protein phosphorylation; intracellular signal transduction. Gene Ontology annotation, cellular component: nucleus. The record is from RefSeq and is a predicted model, not a curated record.